This is a messenger RNA of Penicillium malachiteum, 1437 nucleotides long. RefSeq names its product cytochrome P450. The coding region runs from base 1 to 1437 and encodes 478 amino acids. Lineage: Eukaryota; Fungi; Ascomycota; Eurotiomycetes; Eurotiales; Aspergillaceae. The transcript has 4 exons. Gene Ontology annotation, molecular function: heme binding; oxidoreductase activity, acting on paired donors, with incorporation or reduction of molecular oxygen, reduced flavin or flavoprotein as one donor, and incorporation of one atom of oxygen; iron ion binding. The record is from RefSeq and is a predicted model, not a curated record.
AUGGCGGGCCAUAUCAGAAAUGGCUGUGGUGAACCGAAAUCGCUUCAUAGCGCCGUGUAUACGUUCGGAUUCGACAAUACUUUGAAAUACAUGAGAGCAUACAGGGAGAAUCGAUCAUGCGAGUUCGCCGAGAGCUUGCACCAGGAACUCGGCAAUACAUUCAGACUUCCUUCAGCUAAAGGAAAUGGUGUCCAAACCUGCGAUCCUAAAAACGUACAAGCUCUGCUUGCUACUCAGUUCCACGACUUCGAUCUCGGAGGUCGUAGAGAGGCAUACAAGCCUUUGCUCGGUGACGCUAUUUUUGCCAGUGAUGGAAAAACCUGGGAACACAACAGGGCACUUCUCCGACCGAAUUUUGUCCGAAAUCAAAUUGCCGACAUCGAGGUUUUUGAAAAACAUGUUUUGCAGCUCCUGAAACAUAUUCCCCGUGAUGGUUCGACGGUCGAUCUUCAGGAGGUUUUCCUUCGCAUGACCGUGGAUUUAGCUACAGAAUUCCUUUUCGGUGAAAGUAUCGGCACGCUAAACAGCGGAUCCCUCGAUACUAACAACGAAUUCCCGAAGAAUUUCAAGACUUCCCUAGCAGGACUUCUUAUUCGCACUUUGCUAGGAUCACUCCGUGUCUUCCAUGGUAUCGGAAACACGAAAUUCAAGAACGCCAUAGCAGAAACGCGGAACUAUGUCCGCAAAAUCGUUAAGCGGGCCCUUGAACAAAGAGAACGACGCCUUUCUGGUCAAGCUGAGAAAUCUGAGAGUCCCGGUCAAAACUACGUUUUCCUCUACGAGCUUGUCAACCACGUUCAAGACGAGGAUGUUUUGAUUGGCCAGCUGCUUAGUAUGUUAAUCGCAGGUCGUGACACUACUGCAAUUCUUCUAAGCAUGACAUUCAUCACCCUGUCAAGGCGAGAAGAUGUAUGGUCCAAGCUGAGAGCUGAGGUGCUUACGCUGGAAGGAAGGAAGCCUUCAUUUGAAGAUCUCAAGUCAAUGAAAUAUCUAACAUGGGUUAUGAAUGAGACACUGAGACUAUACCCAGUUGUCCCUUUAAAUAUCCGUACCGCUACAGUUAAUACGACCCUCCCAAGGGGAGGUGGCCCGAACGGGGAUUUACCAAUCUUCAUCGCUAAGGGAUCAGAUAUCCAAUGGAGUACAUAUGCCAUGCACCGCCUACCAGAAAUUUACGGAGAAGAUGCAGCUGAAUUCAGGCCAGAGAGAUGGGAAGAUCUGAGACCCGGUCUUGCAUACAUUCCAUUCCAUGCGGGACCUCGGAUUUGCAUUGGACAGCAGUUCGCCUUGACUGAAGCCGGAUAUAGUAUCGUUCGACUUCUCCAGGAAUUCGAAAGUAUUGAAUCACGAGACCCAGAGCCUAUACUGAAGCGUGUUGGGUUGACACUAUCAAGCGCAAAUGGUGCGAAGGUAGCUUUGACACCUGUGCAAGCCUAA